Molecule: messenger RNA, 3898 nt
Organism: Pogona vitticeps (central bearded dragon)
Lineage: Eukaryota; Metazoa; Chordata; Lepidosauria; Squamata; Agamidae
Source: RefSeq, a predicted model, not a curated record
GCUGUGCAUGUCUGAUUUGCUCCCCCUGCAGCUCACAGCAUGAAUAUUAAAGCCACAAGCACACACAACAAGCACACUCUUUCAGGAAAAGCUGCCCCCUUCUCUGUCACGCUCUUGUGUCUCUGCCUUCCAUGCAGAAAGCCCUUGUUUGUAUUUGCAAGUUUUGCCAGAGACAGAAAGCACCCAGCCUGCCGUUAAGACUCGCACGGCUGUCACUCACAGUCCCAGCAAAACUACCUCUGGAUCUCUUUAUCGGUUGUUUUCCUUGUGUUCCUCGCGGGCUCUCUCUGAAAGAAAACACAAGUGAGCUGCCUUCUCCUCGAAGAGGAACACAUCUGUAUGUGACGAGCAUCAAUGGUGUUUCAGAACUCUGGAUCUGGGAUGCUGCAGUCUCUGAAUGGUGUGUCGUCCACGGAGCGUCAUCAUCUUGACCAUGGCAACCACCUCUCUCCUCUCCCGGCAGGAAGGCCCACCCUCAGCAACCCGGCAUCUCGUCACACAGAGACUGGGACACCCGAGGCAGCCCUGGACCUCAGCCUGGAUGACUUCAUCCCUUCCCACCUCCAGAAAAACCCGUCUUUCGUCAACAGCACAAACCGAGUAUCUCCUCAGGCUACAUCUACACCCCAAAUUGUGCGGGUCCCUUUGCAGCGGAGGAAAGUACCUGUGAUCCGUAACUGUGGUUCAAAUACUCUGAAUUUUGAGUUCCACGACACGGCCCCUCGCACUGUGUACAACGGGAUAUCCCAGCCACCAAAAACAACCCAGUGGAACAACUCAGCAAAUAACUGGUACCCAACUUGGCCUGCUAAAGAAAGCAGACCCCUGAAAUCUCAAGCAGCACCUGUUCCUUCCCAGGCUGGUUUAUCCAUUAACCCAGCUGUGAAUGGCACCGCAGAGCCAGGGCCAGGCUGGUCAGCUACUUGGACAAAAGAUGGCAGGAGGAAGGAAAAACGCUGGCUGAAGUAUGAUGGAAUUGGGCCAGUGGAUGAGUCUGGGAUGCCCAUAGCUUCACGAUCGAGUGUGGACAGCCCACGAGACUGGUAUCGUAGCAUGUUCCAGCAGAUCCACAGCAAACUUCCUGAACCAGAACUGGAUUGGGACUUUGCCUACAAGUCCAGAGAUCUUAGGCCUCCAGGAUUCUUAAAGAAGAGCCAGCCUUCGCCCUUGGCAUCAAACAGUCCCUUUUGCCAACAGAAUGGCUUGGACUGGAAAAAUUGGGAAGCACCGGAUUCUGCAAACACAGAGCCUAGGAGCAUUUUCGAUUAUGAACCUGGGAAAUCAUCCAUCCUUGAUGAUCUCCAUUCGCCGGAGAAGCCCGUCAUCGUGUCUCCAGUGCAACGACAGCGGCCCUCCCCACCCAUUGAGGAGUUGCUGGAGAAGGAGCUACAAGAACUCAGUGAAGAGUUGGACAAGGACAUUAAAGCCAUUGAGAGACGGCAACUUGCCCGCAAGGUAAACUCUAUAGCUGCCCUUUGCAGUGUUUAUCACAGUGCAGUAAUUUUGACUUGGGUCAGGUACCUGGUGGAUGUCAAGCAACACAUACGUUGGUUGUGGAAGACUUCAGGGAUGUACAGUUUUGCUCUCUGGAACCUGCUGCCGAAUCACAGCACCCAUCCUUCUACAGGUCAAAGCUUGGCCGUAGCCCAGUGCCACGGACUGGCCAGCCCUAAAAUGGAGAAAGGAAGUCCAGGCAUCAUCAGGAACAACUGGAGCAGCUCUCUGCCCCAGAAUGAUCCUUUGAGACAUGUUGGGCAGAGCCCCUUCCUUGAUUCUACAGAAAUCCUCCUGGAUAGUCCCCCAAAAAAAGAUGAGAAGAAGAUGAAAGCUGCUCGCCUCAAAUUUGACUUCCAGGCAGAAUCUCCAAAAGAGCUGACACUGCAGAAAGGUGACAUUGUUUACAUCCACAAGGAAGUGGACAGAAACUGGCUGGAAGGAGAACAUCACGGCAGGGUGGGCAUUUUCCCUGCCAACUACGUAGAGAUCUUGCCUCCAACCGAGAUCCCCAAACCCAUCAAGUCCCCCAUCAUCCACAUCCUGGAAUAUGGAGAUGCUGUGGCUCAAUACAACUUCAAAGGAGACCUGCCGGUGGAGCUGUCAUUUCGGAAGGGUGAGCGCAUCUGUCUGGUCCGUAGGGUGGAUGGAAACUGGUAUGAAGGACGUAUCUCUGGCACUAGCCGCCAGGGUAUUUUCCCAGCCAACUACGUGCAGGUAGUGAAGGAGCCGAGAGUGAAGAACUCAAAGGAGUUCCCUUCCUCCCCGGGCCUCCGAGCUCGUUCCAGCUUGCCUUCCGAGCCGCGUUCUCCCAGCCUGACCGCCAGGGGGCAGUCCAACACCUCGCCUCCCAGCCUGCCAACCUCAGCGGCUGCAGACCUGCGGUCAUCCUCCUCCAGCCACUCUGGAUUCACUUUCCCCGUCUCUCCCAAGUUACAACAUGCUGAGCCGGGGCCUCGCAGGCCCCAAAGCGUGCCUCGAGAGGCCUCAGGCAGUGCUCAGAAUCCGAACCCGCUCAAAACAUCCCGCAGCAGCCCGCAGCCUGCUUCCUCCUUCCUGAUGCCGGAAUCUCCACAGCCUGCUGACCCAGCCUCGGCUUUGCAGGCACGACUGGUCUUCCCACAGCAGACCUCAGAGUCCGGUGCUUCGCAAGCUUCCCAAUCACGCAGCCCUGGACGCGUCUCCGAAGGUCCCCCAUCCAACAUCCAGUGGACCCCGUACCAAGCUCUCUAUCAAUACAGACCCCAGAACGAGGAUGAACUGGAGCUUCAUGAAGGAGACCGAGUGGAUGUGAUGCAGCAGUGUGAUGAUGGCUGGUUUGUGGGUGUCUCUAGAAGGACGCAAAAAUUUGGCACUUUCCCCGGGAAUUACGUUGCCCCAGUGUGACUGCCUCGCAACCAAACCCUUCCACGUAGGAACUGAACCGAUAUCAGCUGCUCCUUCACCCAGCUUCCUUGGAGAGGUGGCCCACCAUUCUGUAGGCAAGGAGCAGCAAGAGGAGAUGGUGCGAGAACCAGCCUUGACCCAUCGAGUUGGGAGUGGCAAAAUCUUGCCCCUCCAUCACCCGGACAUCUCUGUUUCUUGACCAGUCUCUUCCCCUGGUGUGCCUUGCCUUCUGUUGGGGUGUCUCCAACCAUGUUCCUUUCUUACAGUAAAUGGGAAACACCACAAGUAGAAGCUCUGCCUGAGCAGACCAUGCAGGUAUCUUCUGGACCUUGCUUGCUGUCCCAGCUGUAUCUCUGCCUUACGAACAAAUGCGAAGCUUCAGCCUUUCUCCCAGCUCUCAUUGAUUAGGCAGCAAAGACAGGCUGUGGCUGAAUGACUGUCAUGCAUCAGACCUCCCAGACCAAAAAAAGAGAUAUUGCUCUCUUGAAUGUAUCACACCUUAUAUCAGUGUACAUGAUUAGCAUCACAGUGCAAUUGAUGGACUGGCCAUGCACACAAUAUGUUCUCUGUGCCACGUGUAGUAGCUGGACCUUUCUAAUAAGAGGCUGUGUCGCACUAACCGUGCAGUCAACACAGUCUAUAUCAUGGCUACCAGAAGGAGUCUUUUUGUACCUUGCCUGACCUCUCAAAGGCUGUGCCUAUUGAAUUCUGAUCUAAAUAACCACUUCAGCUGAGCGAUUCUUUUCCAUACCUUUAUCCAAUUAACUUGAAAUGAUUCCUCUUUCAUAUUGGACGCUGUGGAUGAAUGCAUGGUAUAUUUUUAUAUAACACAAGCAACGCUUCUACUUUAUGGCACAGUAUGGCAUUCCUUCCUUAAAAGCAUAUGUUCCUGCUUGAGUUGCGUUCUCUUCCUUCCAUCUAAUUCUGAGCAGUUGCAACAAAGGAUUUCAUAUUGUUCUUGAUCGCUGAGGUGAUAAGAAGGAAAUAAAGAGGGAGGUCGUUCCCUUUUUAGCUUACA